This is a messenger RNA of Culicoides brevitarsis, 3246 nucleotides long. It is a transcript of the gene Gnf1, whose product is annotated as replication factor C subunit 1. The record is from RefSeq and is a predicted model, not a curated record. NCBI's taxonomy places the organism in Eukaryota, Metazoa, Arthropoda, Insecta, Diptera, Ceratopogonidae. Gene Ontology annotation, cellular component: DNA replication factor C complex; nucleus. The coding region runs from base 231 to 3164 and encodes 977 amino acids. Gene Ontology annotation, biological process: DNA repair; DNA replication. Gene Ontology annotation, molecular function: DNA binding; ATP hydrolysis activity; DNA clamp loader activity. The transcript has 3 exons.
UCUUUUUGUGAAUAAAAUUUGUUUAAAAAUUAAGUGAAAUAGAAAGAAAAUUAACUUAAAAUUCUGACAAAACUCACCUUGAAUGUUUACUUGAACCUGUGAUCGUCUUAGUUUUUAGCAUCUUGGUCAGGAACGCAUGAUAAAUUUCAAUUAAUUUUGCCGCCUCGCCGAAAGUCGUACUAAUUUUUGUUUUCGUGCCCAAAAAAAGCCCUCAGAGACCUUCUCGGAAGAUGUCACGAGACAUUCGAUCGUACUUUUCCAUGGGAGCUGCAAAGAAGCCCAAAGCCCCCGUGGACUCGCCGCUCAAGAGAAAGUCAGUAAUUGCUUUGUCCGACAGCGAUGACGAUGGCAAGCCAAAAGAACAGCAGAAAAAAGCUUCGCAUCACACCAAAAAGCGUCGAGUUGUGGACUCCGACGACGAAGAAGAAGAAAAAAAGGCAUCGAAGAAAGAAGUAAAACCCAAAAAGGAGGAAAAGAAGCAAGAAAAAUUAAAAGAAGUGGAUCCAGCAGCCUUUUUUGGCAACAAGGAACCACUGAGAGUGGAAAAAACUGUCAUUCCGUCGUCAAAGAAGAAGAAAAAGGACGAUUUGUUUGCAUCCGAUGACGAAGCGGAACUGAGCAUGAUGGAUUUGGAUGUCAGUGUCGCCGAAUCUCCCAGCAAAAAGAAGAAGGAAAAUAAAACGCCACCGAAAAAGGAGACUCCGAAGAAGGAAAGUUCAAAGAAAGAGACUCCGAAGAAGGAAAAAGAGGUGAAAACAGAAAAAUUAACACCCAAAAAAGAAGAGAAACCAGUGAAAAAGGAAAAAUCUUCACCGAAAGUGGUAAAAGAGGAGCCAAAAGAGGAAAAACCAAGUACAUCAAAGACUCCUAAAGGCACUCCGAAAACUGCUACCAAACGUAAAAAGCCUGAAAAUGAAGACGAACCAGUAAUCACCGACGAAGAACGCCACCAACGCAAGGUCCAAGCAGCAAUUCUCUUCCGCGAACGCCAAAAGCAUGGCGGUCCAACGGCUCAUGGCAGCAAAGAAAUUCCCGAGGGAAAACCAAAUUGCUUGGCUGGCAUGGCAUUCAUCAUCACGGGCGAACUCGAAUCACAAACUCGCGAAGAAGCUGCCGACCUGAUAAAAUCCUUGGGUGGUCGAAUGAUGACCACAGUCUCGAAAAAACUCAGUUACAUGGUUGUCGGAGAACUUGCUGGGCCCGCAAAAAUUGCCAAAGCCGAUGAAUAUGGAAUACCGCAAAUUAACGAAGACGAGUUACUGGACUUGAUUCGCGAAAAAUCAGGUAUUCCGAAGAAAAAUCCGGUGAAAGAGGAACCAAAAGAGAGUCCUGCGAAAAAAAUUAAAAAGGAAGAAAGUCCCAAAAAGGUGAAAAAGGAAGAAGAAACAAAAAUUCCGAUUAAAAAAGAACCUGAACCGUCUUCUUCAUCCUCAAAUAUUCCAAAACCUCCUUCAAAAAUUGAUGAAAAUUCCAUCGCCUGGGUCGACAAGUACAAACCGACAAACAUCAAGCAAAUCAUUGGUCAACAAGGUCCUCAAAGCAACUGUCAAAAGUUGAUAAAUUGGCUCCAAAAGUGGGAUUCCAACAACGAUGGCAAGAAAAAGCAUGCCCGUCCCAAUCCAUGGGCCAAAAACGACGACGGCGCCUCUUUCAAAGCCGUUUUACUUUCCGGACCUCCCGGAGUUGGCAAAACAACCACCGCUCACCUCGUUUGCAAGGAGCUCGGUUAUGACAUUGUCGAAUUUAAUGCCUCGGACACUCGUAGCAAACGUUUGCUGCAAGAAGAAGUCGCCACUUUACUCUCGAAUAAAUCACUGAAUGCCUAUGUUCAUGGAACCAGCAAGUCCGCAAGUGCCAAACGUGUCUUAAUCAUGGAUGAAGUCGACGGAAUUGGCGGAAAUGAGGAUCGUGGCGGUGCCCAAGAGUUAAUUCAACUCAUCAAAACGACUCACAUCCCAAUUAUUUGCAUGUGCAACGACCGAAAUCACCAAAAAAUGAAAACUUUGGUGAAUUAUUGCUUUGAUUUGCGAUUUUCCAAGCCUCGAGUCGAACAAAUCCGCGGGGCAAUGAUGAGUGUGUUGUUCAAAGAAGGCAUGAAGAUCCCAAAAGAGUGUUUAGAUGAAAUAAUUUCGGGAACGGGAAACGAUGUUCGUCAAACGUUGAAUCAUCUGGCCAUGUAUUCAGCUUCCAAGGACAUUAAUGCGUCGAAAGAAAGUGGCGAUUACAAAAAAGAAGCGAAAACUGCCGAAAAAGACGUCAAAAUUGGUCCUUUUGAUGUCGCGCGGAAAGUUUUUGAUGCCAACGAGCACAAAGGAUUGUCUCUUGAUGAUAAAUUGAGCUUUUUCUUUCAUGAUUACAACAUGGCAUCACUUUUUGUGCAGGAAAAUUAUCUCACCGUUCAACCAAAUGCCCCGAAAAAGACCCAGAUGCAGCUUUUUGCUGAAGUUGCCGAUAGUUUGAGUCGUGGCGACAUGAUCGAGAAGCGAAUUCGCACGGACAGUGCUUGGUCACUGCUUCCCGUGCAAGGCAUGUAUUGCUCCGUUAUUCCCGGAGAGCUUCUGGAAGGGUCCAUCGGUCGUAUAAACUUCCCCGGAUGGCUUGGAAAAAAUUCCAAAACGAUGAAACGCAAGCGUUUAGCGCAGGAAAUUCAUGAUCACACACGAACUUGCACUUCGGGGUCCCGAUUGUCGAUCCGUUUGGAUUACGCACAAUUUUUGACCAAAGCGAUUGUUGAUCCGCUCAAGCAAAAAGGCAUGGAUGGCGUACCAGAGACAUUGGAAGUCAUGAAAGCUUACAAAUUAUUGCGAGAAGACAUUGAUUCCUUAGUGGAGCUCAGUACGUGGCCCAAGCAGAAAAAUCCAAUGGACGGCAUCGAAAGCAAGGUCAAAGCGGCUUUGACUCGUACUUACAACAAGGAAGUGCUGCCGUACUCGUUCUCAGCUCUGCAAAACGUGAAAAAGAAAAAAGUUGAAGUUUCCGAGGAGUAUGAAGGAAUUGGCGGUGAUGAAGAAGGACUUCAAGAUGCUUCGGGAUCCGAAGAUGAGGACGACAAACUCGAAAAUAAUGCGUUCAUUAAAGUUAAAAAACCCUCAGCUCCGAAAGCGGCAAAGGCGGGCACGUCUAAAGAGCCUAAAGCCUCUUCAUCUAAGGGAAAAAAGAAGUAAAUCUCUGUUAUUUUUUUACUCGUUUAUAUUAUUAAAUAAAAUAAAUGCUUGAAUAUUUUUUUAAAAAGCAAAAAUAAUCACU